Melanaphis sacchari is the source of this 2357-nucleotide messenger RNA. It is a transcript of the gene nAChRalpha4, whose product is annotated as acetylcholine receptor subunit alpha-like. NCBI's taxonomy places the organism in Eukaryota, Metazoa, Arthropoda, Insecta, Hemiptera, Aphididae. Gene Ontology annotation, molecular function: transmembrane signaling receptor activity; acetylcholine-gated monoatomic cation-selective channel activity. Gene Ontology annotation, biological process: monoatomic ion transmembrane transport; chemical synaptic transmission; regulation of membrane potential. Bases 348 to 2033 code for a protein of 561 amino acids. The record is from RefSeq and is a predicted model, not a curated record. Gene Ontology annotation, cellular component: postsynaptic membrane; neuron projection; synapse. The transcript is spliced from 14 exons.
CGGCGUACUCUGUCGCGCACACCGGUCCGCCUCGUAUACUCUGUGACUACGCUGUUCCCGCGAACUCGUAUUUAUCGUCGUACUGACCAUACUCAACGACCGUUGAUUCGUAAAAAUAAAAAACGGGUUAGGUUUUGUACUCGAAUUUUUGUUAUUUGAUUUGUCAUCGUUUUUAUUUUCAUUAUUUUUUUUUCGUUUGUUUUAACCUGUUUAAAUUCGUGUCAUAUCGUCCUAUAAUAUAAUAACAUCAUCAUCAUCACCUAAUAUAUUAUAAUAAUAUUAAACAUAGAGUUUUGCCUGAAACCGUACGGCUGUGCUGCCGUUGAUAUCUGAAUCGGAAUACAGAUAUGUGGCCGAAAUUUGCAUUUCUUGGACUUGUGAUCAUCCGGUUAAUGGUAUCUGCGAAUCCAGAUGCAAAGAGAUUAUAUGACGAUCUCUUGUCCAGCUACAACAAGCUUGUCAGACCCGUGGUGAAUACUAGCGAUGUACUUCGGGUAUCUAUAAAGCUGAAACUGUCGCAGCUUAUCGAUGUGAACUUGAAAAAUCAGAUUAUGACCACCAAUUUGUGGGUAGAGCAGGCGUGGAAUGACUACAAAUUACAAUGGGACCCAAAGGAGUAUGGUGGCGUGCAAAUGCUCCAUGUACCUUCUGAUCACAUUUGGCGGCCUGAUAUCGUGCUCUACAACAACGCCGACGGCAAUUUCGACGUGACGCUGGCCACCAAGGCGACCAUAUACCACAUAGGGCUGGUAGAAUGGAAACCGCCGGCCAUAUUCAAAUCGUCGUGCGAGAUCGACGUGGAAUUUUUCCCGUUCGACGAGCAGACGUGCGUGUUGAAAUUCGGUAGCUGGACGUACGACGGAUUCAAGGUAGACUUGAGACACAUGGACGAAAAGGUUGGUUCGAACAUCGUCGACGUCGGAGUGGAUCUCUCAGAAUUUUACAUGUCGGUCGAAUGGGACAUACUGGAAGUACCAGCGGUCAGGAACGAAAAGAUCUAUCCAUGUUGUGACGAACCGUAUUUAGACAUAACGUUUAAUAUAACCAUGAGGAGGAAAACACUUUUCUAUACGGUAAACAUCAUCAUCCCAUGCAUGGGAAUCUCGUUCCUCACAGUUUUGACGUUUUACUUGCCAUCGGACAGCGGUGAAAAAGUGACAUUAUCUAUAUCAAUUUUGAUUAGUCUUCACGUUUUUUUCCUGCUGGUUGUCGAAAUUAUACCCCCAACAUCAUUAGUAGUUCCAUUACUGGGAAAAUACUUGAUAUUUGCUAUGAUAUUGGUUUCAAUAAGCAUUUGUGUUACUGUAGUUGUAUUGAACGUUCAUUUUCGAUCACCUCAGACGCACAAAAUGGCACCUUGGGUAAAAAGAGUGUUCAUUCAUAUACUGCCAAGACUUUUAGUAAUGCGAAGACCUCAAUACCAAUUUGAACCAAAUAAAUUCAACGCCGGUUCAAUAAUGCUGAAAGGUAGAGACAUACAUCCAUGUUUCUUCCAGGCUGGCUGUGGUUACGACAACACAGAAGCUGGUAAAGAUAAAGGUCGUCGACAAACAGAUGACAGUAGCGUGUCGAAAGGCACCAGAGAAACUUCCAAAGAAGACUUAUCCAGUGAUGGAGAAGGAGGUAGUUGUCAGGUACAUGGGGUGGCACAAAGUCUGGUGUCCGAUGAGAUAUCAGUCACCGAGAUGACAACAGAUUGCAGCAAGAGCUCUAUCUUACUUAGGAGUCCCGGAUUUCUGCAUUCAUCCUGUCCUCCAGCCAUGCAUAAGUCGUGUUUUUGCAUCCGAUUCAUCGCAGAACACACGAAAAUAACGGACGACGCGACCAAAGUGAAAGAAGAUUGGAAGUAUGUCGCGAUGGUCUUGGACAGAUUAUUCUUAUGGAUAUUUACACUGGCGGUGUUCGCGGGCACGGCAGGUAUUAUCCUACAAGCGCCCACGUUGUACGAUGAUCGGAUACCGAUCGACAAAAAGUUUAGCGAAUACCAAACGUCACCUAGCAUAAGGAAGAAACUGAAGAUAGGCCGUUAUUGAAAUAAAGUAUACAUCGUACAGUUUGACGCAACGCGAAGGCACCUAAAAUCUACAAAAAACAAAAACAAAUUUCAACGCUGGAGAAGUAAUUUUUUAGUUGCAGUUUCAAUUGCAGCGGUUGUUCAUGAUGAUGAUAAUAUUAAUAAAUUAGCCGAAAAAUAAUAAUAUAACUAUGUUUUUAUACGUUUAAGUUUUGUUGUAUAUUAAUUUUGUUAUAAUACUAAUAACGAUAAUUUCAAUGAUGCCCACUAACAGAGUAAUUUAUUACGCAAUAAUAAUAAUAAUAAAGCACAGACACUGUACGCGUGUGUCCAAUAAUAAUAC